UCGUUACGUCAUCUUGCUGUUACCGUGGACACAGUGCAAGCGUAACUCUUCAUGUUUAAACAGUUGAGCAGGAAUAACGUUAACGUUUGAAGCGAGCAGAUUCUCCUAUAAAAUCGAUGAAUUUAUGAUUAGGCGGAUAACUGGUGGUGGUUCAGCUGUGGACCGGGAGGAGGACAGUCACAGGAUGGCAGCUGCACUGGAAUCAGGUGGUGAGGAGAGAACCAGAAAUGAAGAGAUCCAGCAGAGGAAGGAGGAGGAGGAGGAGGCCAGAACAGAGCUGACACAGCUGCAACACCUCCCUGAUUCCUACAAGACAAACUCUCACAGCGAGAUUCAGCUGCUGGCAAUCGCUGACAACUUCCAGCGUCAGUACUCACACUUAUUUCCUGACCGCAAACCGCUGCUGCUCUGCCCCGUCAACGAAUGUGGCAUGAAGAAAUUUGUGUCGACGACACUCAAGCCCACAACUAUGGUUCACCAUGAGCUUGUGACCUGGCAGGGCUGUGCCUCCUUUGUGGCCAGCUUCCUGAACCUGGAGCUUUUGGAGCCGCCUGUGGAUCCGCCCCGGCACAUGUUCUCCUCCACCACGGUGCUAAAGAGACAGAGGGCUACCUGUUUUGAAUUCUCCACUCUGCUGUGCAGCCUGCUGCUGGGCGGCAAUUACGACGCCUACUGUGUCAGCGGCUAUGCUGUCAAGGAGAUGUGUCUGCUGGAUCAGAGCCUGCAGAAGUGCCCCCUGCUGGACACUGAGGCAAAGAGUGUGAUCUCUGAGCAGCAGCAACCUGAGAAGAAGUACGCAGUGAAGCCCCUGAGGGACCUGGAGAGUCGCUUUUUGACCCAGCAAGAGAAAAAGAAGCAGGAGGCUGAAGCUCCGUUACUUCAGAGACAGAAACUAGAGGAGGAGAGCGAGCAGCGGCCUGCCGACCCUCUGCGAGGACUGCGGGUGCACUGCUGGGUGCUGGUGCUGGCGGGGAGUCGGAGAGUCCAGGAGAACUUCUUUAUUGACCCUCUGACUGGGAACAGCUACCCUACUGACAGUGACAACUUCCUGGGCAUUGAGAGCGUGUGGAACAACCUCAACUACUAUGUUAACAUGCAGGACUGCAGUAACGGCUGUGCGGAGAUGGUGUUUGACCUGGAGGAUUUAAAGAUCUGGGAGCCAGUGUUGUAUGGUGCAACCAGCAAAAAGCAGGAGGAGGAACAGUCCAGAGUUUUUGAGAUGCCGAGAUCCUGGGUUAGUUACAUCAAUAUCACAGAACAAGAUCUGGAGACCCGCUGCCCUGGAGGGACGAAGGUGAUCCGCUACAGGAAAGCAAAGCUGGAGAGGUUUGCACCAGGUCUGAGUCCCGAUGGCCUCAUCACACAACUGACCACAUACAAAGACCUGGACUGCACCAAGGUCGCCAUGGUGAAGGAGUGGUACCAAGACAGAAACGACUGCCUGGAGGAGAGAGAGAUCAACAAGGACGACAACUCAACGACAGAACGCUUCAAACAUAAAACAACAUUCCACCUUUUACUCCUCAGGUGCAGAUCCCUGACCACCGGCACCGAGCAAGAGAUGGAGUUCAGCAACACUCGCUCUGAUGAACUGGUGCGGAGGAGGCUGACACCACAUGAAAUGAUUGAGAUGUUUGAGGGCCGGAAUGACUUCCUUUAUUACCGACACGUCUUCUUCAGUCAGCCUGUUCAGCUUUCAGAAUUUCAAGAUGACCAACCUCUUCCUAUAAAUAGGAUUGUGGAGCAUUUCCACAGGAACAAAUCCAAACCAGCCAACAACGAUGUGGCCCGCCGAAUCUUCCUAGUGGCACAGAGACAGAUUGAGGUGACCUACCACUUAAUAGAUUACAGGUUUAUCCCUUCAAGGAGGACCUUCAACGUACCGACAACGCAGAACUUCUCAGCUGAUUUGGUCUGCACCUUCCAGGUAGAUUUAUCUGAGAAGCCCCUGGGGACUCUGGCUCUGUAUGACAUGCUGGUGGCCCUGAAGGAGCACGAGGCGGAUGUGACUAGACAAAUCAGAAAGUCAGUGGAAGAGGUGAAAUACAUUCUGACCUGCAGAGAGCAGGAUGAGAAAAAUAUCGAACUUCAGACAGUAACUGCUCAGGCCAUCAGGGAGAGACAAAAAAUGGAGCAUCUGGCUGCAGAGCAUGAGAGGUGGCUGCAAGAGCAGAAGAAGGACGUCCUGGCUCCCUUCCUGAUCCAACUUGACAAAAGGGAUGAUCUGAGUCCUGAGGAUGCCACAAAGAUCUACCAGGACUGUCUUGCUGAGAUGAGAAACAGACUAGUGACGCAGGCCAACCUCAUUCAGAAACGCUAUGAAAAGGUAACACAGAGGCUGCAGGUGAAACAGCAGUGGUACCAGGAGAACCAGCUUAAACUGACCAAACAAGAGAAGGACAAUUACCAGACCUACUGCAAUGAGAAAACAAUCCAAAUAUCUGCCAUCCAGAAACGGCUCAGCAAAUGCAAGGAAGCAGCUGAUGACAAAUACAGGGCUUUCGAUCAGAACCUACAGCGGGACCCUCGACUCGCUCCUCACCUGCGCGGCCAUCGCUUUGUUAAUGAGAGUACACCACACAACAUCUAAACAAUCAAAUGUCUAAUGAAUAUUUUAAAAAAGGCCAUAAAUGCAAAACAAGAUAAAACAUACUAAAUGGACAAAAAACACCAGCAGCAAACAAUCAUCUCAUCUACAACUAUUUGGUGCUCCUCAAUCAGUCUCAUUGUAGUUUAUGAUGUGUUUACCAACAGUGAAUAAAUAAAAUGUUUCUCUAUUCAUAAACUGGA
Messenger RNA from Acanthochromis polyacanthus (spiny chromis), 2790 nucleotides. It is a transcript of the gene drc7, whose product is annotated as coiled-coil domain containing 135. Gene Ontology annotation, biological process: flagellated sperm motility. The transcript is spliced from 19 exons. NCBI's taxonomy places the organism in Eukaryota, Metazoa, Chordata, Actinopteri, Pomacentridae. Gene Ontology annotation, cellular component: motile cilium. The record is from RefSeq and is a predicted model, not a curated record. The coding region runs from base 125 to 2590 and encodes 821 amino acids.